Messenger RNA from Hymenoscyphus albidus, 2126 nucleotides. The record is from the annotation of a GenBank genome assembly. NCBI's taxonomy places the organism in Eukaryota, Fungi, Ascomycota, Leotiomycetes, Helotiales, Helotiaceae.
UUCAUGGUGUGUAAAUGUCGUCCGUAAAGUGGCAGACACCCGCUCUUAUACUCCAACAAGGCAUUUGUAAGUUGACGACAUCAUGCAUAUUUGCGCCCACAAUUACUUGAUUGCACCUGCGCCUGCACUCAUCUCCAAAGUUGGAAAGAGCAGCCUGUCACUAUUCUUUCCUUCUAUCCCAUACCCAAGUAAUUCAUUUCACAAACUCACUACUCCCUCCCUCUUGUUCCUCACUCUCUUUAGAAUCCCGCAAUCAUGAAGAAAUUCUUCAACAAACUCGAGGCAAAAGCAGAUGCUCUCUCCCAGGAAUUUCUCGGCCAAGCAUCUCCAAGCAAAACCCCAGUCCAUCAAAACCAACCAUCGACCAUCCAGCCUCCCACUUCCGAUGACAUCUUCAGAUACCGCUACCAUCACGGUGCCAAUCUGGGGUCCAUCUUCGUUCUCGAAAAAUGGUUAUCCGGUUCCAUGUUUCCCGAAUCCGCCAAGGGAGAAUCUGAGUUAGAUGCCGUGAAAGCGAGUGUGAAAAAGAAGGGUAUUGAUGAGACGAGAUGCAUUUGGGAAAACCAUUGGAGGAGUGCUGUAAGCCAGCAAGAUUGGGAUUGGUUUAGGAAUGCGGCAAAGGGUACGAGUAUUAGAUUGCCUGUUGGAUGGUGGAUUAUGGGUGGGAGUGAACAAGCUUCGAGACUUAAAGGGACAGAGUGGGCAGGAUUGGAAGAUGUUUACUGUAACGCUUGGGUAAGUCUAUUUGUUUCUUACAUUGAUAUUGAAUACCUAUGGAAUACAUUUUUACAAGUUGAGAACGUGACCCGCUUUCCUUUCGCUUCCCAGACUUUAUUGCUUCCAAUCUUGAAAUAUCACAAUACCCUUCAAUCCCUCGGCUGAGAUGAAAUGCUAUGGUUUUAGCUAAAAGUCCUUAGACAAUCGUUCGAGAGUUUGUAGCAACAGCCCAUAACUAUGGCGUCGGUGUCCUCCUCGACCUUCAUGGUCUCCCGGGCGGCGCCAAUGCAGAAGACCACUCUGGAACAAGCUCUCACAAAGCUUCUCUCUGGGGCAACAAAAAAAACCUCACUCUAGCAAAACAAAGUCUUCAUUUCAUGGCCACCGAAAUCCACGCCGAUAUGCACGGAGUUGAAGGUCUUCAAAUCAUAAACGAAAGCGUCCACAACGCCGAAGGAAUGUACGAUUUCUACUCUGAAGUUAUAGAAAUAAUCGGAAGAGUUGAUGAAAGUAUCCCAAUCAUCAUCAGUGAUGCAUGGGAUUUACCAACUGCCAUAAAUUGGACACAGUCUAGACACCCGUAUAAUUGUAGACGAAAUCCUAUUAUCAUUGAUACACAUCGAUACUACACGUUCAGCGACAAAGAUCGAGCAUCCAGUCCCCAGCAAAUCAUUUCCACCAUUCCAAAUGAACUGCAUGAAGUAAACCCAGGAACACUAUGCGAGAAAGGAGAAGUCCAAAUCAUAGUCGGAGAAUGGUAAAACCCCCUUUCCCUACACCUUUCACCCAUCCUCUCACCUCAUUCUAACAAUCCCAGGUCCAACGUCCUAGACGGCCAAACCUGGACCCGCGCCUCUCCCCAAGAAAAAGACCCCCUAAUCCACCAAUUCGGCCUCUCCCAAUCCUCACGCUGGCUCCGAAAAUCCUCGGGGUCCUACUUCUGGACCUUCAAAAUGGACUGGAUGGACGGCGGCGAAUGGGGCUUCGUCGAACAAAACAAAAAAUCCAACAUCCUCAUUCCGCCCUUCCUCACCAUCCCCUUCUCCGACAUCCACUCCCUCAUCUCCAACGCUCAGGCUGAGCGUCAGGUUGCCUGUGGACAAGCGAGAGGGGACCAUGAGAAUUACUGGAACGGAACGACUCCUGGGGAAGCGUUUGAACACCAUCUUUUUGGGGAGGGAUGGGAGGUGGGGUUUGAGGAUGCGAUGACGUUUUUUGGUGCGAGGUGUCAGGGCAGGAUUCCUGGGGGGACAGGAUGCGGUGGGGAUCGGAUUGGGGGCGUGGAAGGGUGGGUUAAGAAGAGGGUGCUGGAGAGUGGGCAGAGGGGGAAGUAUGCUUGGGAGUGGGAGCAGGGGUUUCGAAGUGGAGUGGGGUGUUUUGAACGAGCGGUUGGGAUUCUGCAGUGCUAG